AUGACACCAGUCUUCCUCAAUAGGGGCAUCAAGUUCUUUUGUCAAUCUCCCUUUUAUUCAUGUCUUCUUAGAGAACUCCCCAACAGAAGUUCUAUUACCAUUGUCACUUUGGUUCUUACACCACUGUUCACUUCGGUUCUUACAGUGUUGUCAUGCAGUCACUUCGGCUCUUACACUGUUGUCAUUCACUCACUUUGGGUUUUACGUCGUUGUCAUCCAGUCACUUUGGUUCUUACACUAUUUAUCAAUUCAUUUGUACGGUUUCUUAUACCGUUUGUCAUUUCAGUUUAUGGUUCUUCUACCGCUGUUACUUCUUUCAGUUCUUAUACAACUAUCACUACUCUCGGGGUCUUCACCUCUCACAUCUACAACUUAUUAACCUACUCUAAACACAGGAUACAUUCCAUAUACCAGAAUCAAAAUCCUGUUCUAAUAGAUGAUAGUAAGGCUCAUUCGGCUCACUACAAGGGGAUGAGCGAGAGAAGAGGAAAUCAGAAUCUAAACCAUGGGAAGCCAUAUAGUGCUCCAGCUGAUAAAGGUAAACAAAGAGCUGCUGAUGGUAAGAGGCCAAGUAGAGGAGGUGCUCUUACUCCUCUUAAGUGUUAUAGGUGCGGUGAUUUGGGUCAUCAUGUCAGUAAAUGUGAGAGUGACGUGAAGAAGUGUUACAAGUGUGGGAAGUCAGGACAUCUGGUUGUUGAUUGUAAAAAGAAUGUGGUGACUUGCUACAACUGUGGUGAACCAGGACAUAUCAGCACUCAUUGCCCGAAGCCUAAGCAAGCUUCAACUAGAGUGUUAGCUCUAAUGGGGACUCAGACUUUCAGUGGUGACAGGUUGAUAAGAGGUAUAUGUUAUAUUAAUAAUACGCCUUCGAUUGUUAUUAUCGACACUGGUGUUACUCAUUCUUUUAUUGUUGUUGACCAUGUGAAAAGGAUAGGCCUUGUCGUGUCUUCUAUGAAUAGAGAAAUGGUUAUCAAAACUCCUACUAAGGGUUCGGUGACUACUAAUUCAGUUUGUUUGAAUUGUCCUAUAUUAAUCUUUGAUAAAGAUUUUGGCAUUGAUCUUAUUUGCUUGCCAUUGGAGAAUCUUGAUGUUAUCUCGGGGAUGAACUGGUUGGAGUUCAAUCAUGUUCAUAUCAAUUGUUAUAACAAGUUGGUGCGGUUUCUUACCCUUGAUGAGGAGGAAAAAGCUGGUUUCUGGUAUGGUAGAGAGUUGAAGGAGCUUUUGGAAGAGGAAGCUCAGGUGUUUGUAUUGUUCGCAGCGUUGUCUGCUAAGAGUUAG
Molecule: messenger RNA, 1278 nt
Organism: Lathyrus oleraceus (garden pea)
Lineage: Eukaryota; Viridiplantae; Streptophyta; Magnoliopsida; Fabales; Fabaceae
Exons: 3
Coding region: 1-1278 (425 amino acids)
Molecular function (GO): zinc ion binding; nucleic acid binding
Source: RefSeq, a predicted model, not a curated record